ACUUUGAUUGUAACUUCGCGCGAAUCCGGUUACCUUCUGUAACCAAGCUUGUACCCUGGCACGAUCUCGGUAUCCUUUCGAUGCCACGAGAUCGCCAGCUAAUAAACCUCGACUUGGUCCAUUAAUUGCCUUCUGGUAUUCGGCUUCUCGGGGAUUUUAUGGAGUCAUUUGGAACGAGCUUCUUACGCCUUCUGAUUUGUCUGGCACGUGUUUCUUGGUAGCGGUGUUCAUAGUUUACCUCAACUCGACACCACGCUACAUUGGUGAGCUGUAUUUUGGAACACGCCUCAACAUCUGGUCGAAUCUUCCAAAGAAGCCAAUUCGGUGAGUCUAUGAUUUAUCUAUCCACGUCUGUCGUAUAUUUUCAUAUUAUCUUUUAAUAUUUAAUAUACACGACAUGACGGAUAACGAUGAGAAUAUUAUUAAUAUAAUAGACUCACAUGUACGUGUACCGAAUCCUUGUUACUUUUUAUCCGCGUGACGAUGAAUUCCACGCCUUAUUCGAGAAAUUUCCCCUAUUGACUAUUCUCCUCGCUGACCCGGCUGCUUGGUACGGAAUGCAUACGCAUGAGCAUAUCCGUCUACCACCCAGCGCCAAAUGGUUAAGUAAACGGUUUCACUGCCAACUUAAAAGUGCUCUACGAGCACACGAAAACGGCAACUGGCACGAAACCUUACCAUUCGUUCUUUUAGUGGUGAGAACGAGUUUAAAGGCAGAUAUCCAAUGUUCCGCCACUGAACUUGUAUACGGCACGACAUUGCGUCUGCCCGGAGAAUUCUUCACACCACGGAGCAGACCUAAUUUCGGUAAAUCAGACUACGUCCAUCGACUGUCUGCAUUUAUGCGAACGCUGUCUCCGGUGUCAACUCGAAUACAACAUCGACAGGUCGCUCUCCCUCGAGAGUUAUCUACCUGUUCACAUGUUUUUGUACGAGUAGAUUCGGUACGCAAACCUUUGCAACAACCUUACGAAGGCUCUUUUCACGUGAUCGCUCGUCACGAAAAGACCUUCAAGGUUGAUCGAUAUGGACGCGUCGAGAUCGUCAGCAUUGAUCGUCUCAAACCAGCACACGUCGAUAACAGUGCCCUAUCUGACACCCUGAGAUUCAAUGCUAGACCUAUCAAACCUAGCGGGAUCCUUAAAUCUUCUUCAGAUCCCACGCUAGAUACAUCUGAGACCUCAUUCUCACGUCCCGGUCAACAGCACGCGUCAUCUGCACCGUCUACAGACGAGACGAUAGUCUCACGUCCAGAUCAGCAGACCACGCCGCCUCUGACCUCGGAUGAGAUUGCAGGCUCAUGAAAUACGAACGAGACUACCGUCUCACGUUCCGGUCGCCGAGUAUGGUUGCCCGUACGCUUCCGCGACUAGCCGCACAGUUAACAACCGAUACGGUGUAGGACUAUUCCUAUGCUACACACAUGCUACACUCUCCUCUUUUUCCUUUUCUUUUUGUUUCCUGAGCCCACGCCUUCGACCAUCUCCGUUUGGUUCCGUCGACUUCAGUCAACUUUGGCGAAAGCUGGCCUGAUCACCCACGCUCUUGUCAACGUACUCAGUCGAUAUAUUGGUUUCGAAUUCUUGGCCUACGCUUUGUCUCGAACUUGGUCGUUAUGGUCGCUUCUGGUCUUUUGGCUCAACGUGGUUUCGUCCUUCGUCUGCAGCGUUUAUGGUCCGGACCCGUACGAACGCCCUCUUCAGAUUCUGGAUACAAACCACUCUGGUAGCAUGCCGACUCAAGCAACAAAUACAACACAUCGCUCCUGGUACCGUUCUCCGAAAACGACCUCCGUUGGCAACUCGACGAUCAACGAUCGCUUUCCUGUUCGCCAAUUCUUCCGUCCUACAAUCGCUCGUCAGCCGAUCAGUCCCACGAUUCAAACCGCUAUUAAUCGAAAGUGUGAACCCUUUCUAGCGGGGGCUCCUGUAGUGACUCACGUUUAUCACGAGAACACGACUGGUUUAAUAAAAACAAUUAUUAUUAUAACCAACUGUACCAGUGUUUAUUUUAAUGCGCUUUUGUUUGACUGUGCUAAUGACAUCUAUUUUGUGCUACCAUUCUUAUACUUACACUUUGAUUGUAACUUCGCGCGAAUCCGGUUACCUUCUGUAACCAAGCUUGUACCCUGGCACGAUCUCGGUAUCCUUUCGAUGCCACGAGAUCGCCAGCUAAUAAACCUCGACUUGGUCCA
Schistosoma haematobium is the source of this 2194-nucleotide messenger RNA. RefSeq lists its product as uncharacterized. The record is from RefSeq and is a predicted model, not a curated record. The coding region runs from base 441 to 1304 and encodes 287 amino acids. Lineage: Eukaryota; Metazoa; Platyhelminthes; Trematoda; Strigeidida; Schistosomatidae. The transcript has a single exon. Gene Ontology annotation, molecular function: nucleic acid binding.